Oncorhynchus masou masou (cherry salmon) is the source of this 2441-nucleotide messenger RNA. RefSeq names its product serine/threonine-protein kinase pim-2-like. The record is from RefSeq and is a predicted model, not a curated record. Gene Ontology annotation, molecular function: ATP binding; protein serine/threonine kinase activity. Gene Ontology annotation, biological process: regulation of mitotic cell cycle; protein autophosphorylation; negative regulation of apoptotic process. The transcript is spliced from 6 exons. The annotation marks the transcript as partial. Lineage: Eukaryota; Metazoa; Chordata; Actinopteri; Salmoniformes; Salmonidae. Gene Ontology annotation, cellular component: cytoplasm.
ACACCCACACCAGCCCUCUGGCCAAUGAGGGAGGGGCGAACGAGGGACUCAGCCGACUCACCCUGAGGGAUGAGAGAGCAGAGAGGAGGCGGAGGAGGAGGAAGAGCUCAGAGAGGAGUACGGGAGGAAGAGGAGAGAGGAAGAGGAGGGGGAAGAGCUACGAGAGGAGUACGGGAGGAAGAGGAGAGAGGAAGAGGAGGGGGAGGAGUCAGAAGGAAGAGGAGGAGGGGAAUCUGUCCUUGGAGAGUAGCACCACGCUGAUCGACACGUUACAGCCCCCACAAUGCAACAGUAGAGAGCCAAGUCGUGAUCCAGUUGCAGAGAGGUUUGUACAGCUGGGUUGUCUUGGAGACGGAGGCUACGGGACCGUCUACGCUGGGUACCGCAGAGAAGACAACCUACCUGUGGCUAUAAAACGUGUCCCCUUGGCCAAAGUGUUACGCAUACCGGUGACUCAGGAUGGACAGCAGGUGGAGUUUCCCUUGGAGGUGGUCCUACUGAGAAUCGUGGGAGGUAGGGGUGAGGCUACGGGGGAGGGGAUGGGUGAAGUUGUCCCUCCUCCCCGUGCUGCGGUGGCCUUGCUGGACUGGUUUGAGCUGGAUCGGGAGUUGGUGCUGGUUCUGGAGAGACCAGUUCCCUGUAUGGACCUCUAUGACUACAUUCAGAUGAGAGGAGGAACUCUGAAGGAGGAACACGCUAGGGUCAUCCUGAGGCAGCUUGUUGAAGCGAUGAGAGAGGUCCAUUCCAGAGGUGUUCUCCAUCGUGACCUCAAACCGGAGAACGUUCUAGUAGAAACCGGUUCCACCUGGCCUCGGAUCAGGGUCCUAGACUUUGGCUGCGGCUGCAUUCUCAGAGAUGGGCCUUACACAGAGUGUUACGGUACGUCCCAGUACACCCCUCCAGAGUGGUUUCUGAGCGAGUCGUACCGGGCCGGUCCCUCCACAGUGUGGCAGCUGGGGGUUGUGCUGUACGACAUGCUGUGUGGGGACCAGCCCUUCAACACACGACGAGAGAUCAUCUAUGAAGAGCCUUACAUCAAGGAUCAACUGUCCCGACACUGUGUGGAUCUGUUGAGGAGGUGUCUGGCGAAGCGACCCCGAGGACGGCCCACUCUGGACGAGAUGUUACUCCACCCCUGGCUCCAGUCGGACACGCCCCCUGGCUCCAGCCGGACACGCCCCCUGGCUCAAGUGAACCGGACACGCCCCCUGGCUCCAGCCGGACACGCCCCCUGGCUCCAGUGAACCGGACACGCCCCCUGGACAGACCUGCAGCUUGUCACCUGAACCCGACAUAAACAUAGAUUUUUAAAACAUUUUUUUGAACCGACUUUGAAAAUUGACUCCUUCAACGUGAAAAUAUAAACUUUGAACAAAUAUCAUACUUUUAUCAUUCAUGAUUUGUUACUCUGUCACACACACACACUCUACCCUGCUCCACCCGGUACUCUGCCCUGCUACCACCCGGUACUCUGCCCUGCUACCACCCGGUACUCUGCCCUGCUACCACCCGGUACUCUGCCCUGCUACCACCCGGUACUCUGCCCUGCUACCACCCGGUCCUCUACCCUGCUACCACCCGGUACUCUACCCUGCUACCACCCGGUACUCUACCCUGCUACCACCCGGUUCUCUACCCUGCUACCACCCGGUUCUCUACCCUGCUACCACCCGGUACUCUACCUUGCUACCACCCGGGUACUCUACCCUGCUACCACCCGGUACUCUACCCUGCUACCACCCGGUACUCUGCCCUGCUACCACCCGGUACUCUGCCCUGCUACCACCCAGUACUCUGCCCUGCUACCACCCGGUACUCUGCCCUACACCACCCGGUACUCUACCCUGCUACCACCCGGUACUCUACCCUGCUCCACCAUUCUAGUUCAUCCUAUAUAACUACUGCUGUCCACUUCAUAUAUAUAUAUACUGUAUUCUAGUCAUGGUUCAUCCUAUAUAACUACUGUUGUCCACUUCAUAUGUAUAUAUACUGUAUUCUAGUCAUGGUUCAUCCUAUAUAACUACUGUUGUCCACUUCAUAUGUAAAUACUGUAUUCUAGUCAUGGUUCAUCCUAUAUAACUACUGCUGUCCACUUCAUAUGUAUAUACUGUAUUCUAGUUCAUCCUAUAUAACUACUGCUGUCCACUUCUCUAUUCAUAUAAAGUCCAUUUUGUCUAUACACACCAUCAUAUACAUAUGUAAUAUGUUUAUAUUCUGAACUCUGACAUUGUUCGCCCUAACAUCUCUACAUUUCUUAAUGUAAUUAUUUUUAAAAAAAAAUUGGGGGGGGGUGUGCGUGUAUUGUUUUGUUUUGUUAGGUGUUACUGCACUGUUGAAUUUUGCAACACCCACGAAAACUUUUGCAAAAUAUGUGUACGUGACAAAUAUCAUUUGAUUUUAAUUUUGACAUAUACUCAAUAAAUAUAUUUUUCUGUACUGGC